Ornithorhynchus anatinus (platypus) is the source of this 3818-nucleotide messenger RNA. RefSeq names its product transmembrane and coiled-coil domains 4 (gene TMCO4). NCBI's taxonomy places the organism in Eukaryota, Metazoa, Chordata, Mammalia, Monotremata, Ornithorhynchidae. Bases 95 to 2122 code for a protein of 675 amino acids. The record is from RefSeq and is a predicted model, not a curated record. The transcript is spliced from 15 exons.
ACCGGGGGAAGGUACCCGGAAAAGCCGAGAGCUCUGGUUCGCAGCUAAAAAGAGUUUGAAGCCCAGGCUCCUUUCUUAAAGCCCCCGUGCCCGGAUGGCAGCCCAAGAGAAGGGGAGCCGGAGGGCUUGGAAGCAGCGGAGGAGAACUGACCAGGUGGAGGGGGUGGAGCCGUGCCUGCCUGUGAGUGAGCAGCUGACAGAGGCCAACAAGUUCGCCUACGCCGCGCUCUGUGGGGUGACCCUGGCCCGGUUGUUUCCUGAGCCGGAACAAAGCUCCUUUCGGGAGGAGUUUGUCAGAGGGCUGGUGAAAUGGCUCCAACUGUCAGAUGCGGUCUUGCCUGCCAUGAUGGCUUUUGCCAGUGGCCUGGGAGGAGAAGGAGGAGAAACAUUUGCUCAGAUGUUACUGAAGGACCCCAUCUUACAAGAUGAUUCCCUGAUUAUCAUUCAAGACCUUGUGGCCUUCUCUCUGAAGGAUGGUUCCUACGACGCUCGAGCCAGGGUCCUCAUCGGUCACGUCACUCUGCUGCUGAGAAUUCCCUUGGAGGAGUUGGAGAUCUUAGAGGAAACCCUGCUAGAAAGCCUGAAGGACAAGAAAGAAGAAGAGUCUGAAAUGGCAGAGGCCGCCCGGAAAAAGAAAGAAAAGCAGAAGAGAUUGAAGCGCUAUCUGUUGAUUGGUUUGGCGACAGUAGGAGGCGGGACGGUAAUAGGUGGAUGGAAGAGUGAAAGGAAGGACAGGACAGGAUUAAAGAAGGUACCGAGAGCAGUCAGGGAAGGAGGAGAGAGAAGCGAGGAAACAGAAACUGACAAAAGCCUGACGGGGGGUCUGGCUGCCCCGCUGGUGGCUGCAGGAGCCGCGACGGUGAUCGGCAGCGCCGGAGCGGCGGCUCUGGGCUCCGUGGCUGGGAUAGCCGUCAUGGCCUCGCUCUUCGGGGCCGCCGGAGCCGGUCUCACAGGGUACAAGAUGAAGAAACGCGUGGGAGCCAUUGAGGAGUUUGAAUUUUUACCCUUAACCGAAGGGAAACAUUUGCACAUCACCAUUGCGGUCACUGGAUGGCUGUGUACUGGCAAAUACGGUAGCUUCGUGGCCCCGUGGACCAGUAUGUGCCAGAGUAGGGAGCAGUACUGCCUGGCCUGGGAGUCCAAGUACUUAAUGGAGCUGGGCAACGGUCUGGUUUCCCUGAUGAACGGCCUUGUGAACAUAGUGGCGCAGGAAGCCCUGAAAUACACCGUGUUAUCGGGCAUCGUGACCGCUUUAACGUGGCCGGCUUCACUCCUUACCAUCUCCAACGUCAUCGACAACCCCUGGGGCGUGUGUCUCCACCGCUCGGCCGAAGUGGGCAAACACCUGGCCCAGAUCCUGCUCAGCCGACAGCAGGGCAGACGGCCCGUCACGUUGAUCGGCUUCAGCUUGGGGGCGAGAGUCAUUUACUUCUGCCUUCAGGAGAUGGCUCAAGAGAAAGAUUGCCAGGGGAUCAUAGAAGACAUCGUCCUGCUCGGAGCUCCGGUGGAGGGAGAAGCCAAGCACUGGGAGCCGUUUACAAAGGUGGUGGCGGGCAAGAUCAUCAACGGCUAUUGCAGGGGAGACUGGCUUCUGAGUUUUGUGUACCGGACCUCCUCCGUGCAAUUUAACGUGGCCGGCCUGCAGCCCGUCGACCUGAAUGACAGGAGGAUGGUUAACGUGGACCUGUCAUCCGUGGUCAGCGGCCACCUGGAUUACAUGAGGCAGAUGGACACCAUCCUGAAGGCUGUGGGGAUCCAAAUCAAGGGGAGUCACCAGAGAGACAAGGGCCUCUCCCUCUCCCAGAACGGCCAACCCAAGGAAGAGAAGCUUUGGGAAGAAGAGGCCACCACCAGCUCGGAGAAAGUCGACCCCGGUGAUCACCGGUCCCAGGAUCCCAACAACGGUCGCCAGGAUUCCCCAGGGGACGGCGGCCCGUGGCCUGACUCAGCUGGGCCUCCCACCUCCUCAGAGUCCAGACAAGCCCAGAGCCCAACGGCGCCCAGGUGCGCCUCAGAGCCCAGCCCUUCAGGUAUCCCUAGGACCCGUAGUCCGUUCCCCCCGGGCCGCCCCAAGAAUGACGACGAGAACAAGGAGCGGGCCCCCAGCCCGGGACUCAACUGACCUCCAGGGUGGUCAGGAACCAACAUAGCUCCCUGCCGAUCAUCACUGGACCCUCGAUCUCCUGCGGCAACCCCGGCAGAGUUGGGCAAAUGGUGAUGGUUUUAAGUGGGUACCUGCACUUGGGUGUAGGGAGAAGCCGUGGGCGUCCCCUCUUGCUUGGAUGCUGUCUGGCCAGAAAACGCUCAGAUGUUCCAAGGAGAGAAGAUCGAGGCUCCUUCUGCCCCUGGGGAACUUGACUCACAUCCCUGCUUCCUCCUGUUCCUUCCCCUUGAAAUAAGAAUAAGGCUGGCACCCAAUGCCAUCUUUGGACCUCAAAGAGAUGGAGAUUCAGCCCAGAGGACUCCCAGCCAUGGCCUCUGUCCUGAUGAACUGUUGGAUAUUACCUUUUGGGGCUUUAAUAUUCUGACCUAUCAGAGCUUUAAUAUUCCUACCUAUAAUAAUAUAUUAUAUAUAUAUAUAUAAUAUAAUUACCAUCUGACUGGUUUAGGGUCUACAUUUCCCAGGAGACUGGGAGGACAAGGCAAACCCACCACUCACCGCCCUGCAGGAGGGUUCCCUCAGGACAGGAUUUCACCCCACACGUCUGUGGCAGAGUUGUACUUGAAGGUAAUUUUCCCUUAGCUGGAACUGGGCACGAACAUGGAUUAUUAACCGGGUUUCCUUGUUUGUAAGGGGAGCUGUUAAAACCUCCUAUGUGCCUUCCCACUAUUCUAAGCAAUUAAGCAUCAUCUGGGCACCAUCAGUGCUUAAACUUUCUGCUUUCUGGGCACCGGGCAAGGUUUUUCUCUUUCACUCCCUGGCUGCUCCUCGGUAGACAUUAGUAUUCAUUCCCACUCUGGUCUCGGGCCCAUUAGAGUCACGUCAUGGUUAUAAAGUUCUCUGUCUGUGCCUACCAAGAGAGAACGGGCUGAUUUGACAGCACCGAACCCCACAGCUCCUUUGAUUUCCCCAAGCUAGAGAGCCGAAGUGGGGGUGACAGAGGGCCCCCCUUCCUCCAACCCCUUCCGUCUUCUGGCCAGGAGCACCCCUUACCGCGGCAGUAAAUGGGAAACCAGUGCUGCUCCUCAAUAGCCACACGCAAAGGUUUGUUGGAGGGGAGAGAUCCAAGUUCUUAGUAGCAGAUUUGAGGAUUAUUCGCCCCCAUGAGCACGGGUAAUUGAGACUUGGCUUAGAGAAUGUAAAUGGAACCUCAGCACCUUCCCCCGGGAUUUGGAGGCCCAUUUAAGGCCCUUACCUGGAAAAUGCACUUUGGGAGCAAGGUGAGUGUGAAAGGCACCUUCUCCAAGCAUCCCAGGGGAUUGCCUGGGUCAUUCUCCUCCGUGACUGGCAGCCAUCUUUCCCGCCUCUGCUCUCCUCUGAGUCUUCCCGGGUGUCCUCUGGCCUCCCUCUAUCGUCUUCCAAACGGCCUUCUCCAAGAUCCAGUCGGCCCCCUCCCCACCAAGGGUCACCCAUAUUGAGGGUGGCCAUCGGAGCUGUUACCCGACCCCCCUCCCGGCCGCCAGCCCGUAGCUCCCUCUUGGAGACCCCCUGGAUAGUCCAACUCGUGGACAUCAGAACCCAUAUCCUGGGACCGGGGUUACGAUAGAUCAGCUUUAGUAACCACAGUGAAGUCUUAUUUGUGUUACUGCAGUAAGUUUCCUGCUUCUAUUUGUUGGCUAUUAACUGUCUGCAAUAAACCUUGUUUGAAUACCCAGAA